AUGGUGUGGCCUGGGGGAUAUCUCGCAGUCUCAUUGGCGCUGGCAGCGCAAGUGGCCGUGGUUCUGGGCGAGUUGCCCAAUUGUCCAUAUCUGGGUCCCGUAUUUCCAAAACCUACAAACCUAGCAUCGUCGGAUACCAUUGCUCAGGCGGUGGCGAAUCUCAACUCUGCAUUCGCCGGGUAUACGAAUGAUCCCGCCAAUAAUCCGAAUCAGACGUCUUGGUCUGUUCAACUCUUCUCAACCUCGGACGAUGGCGACCAACCAGUAUGGGAGAAUUACCACACGGCUCCAAACGUAAAUACUUCCUGGGUCAGCGUCGUCGAUGGAAACACGAUAUAUCGGCUGGGAAGUGUAACCAAGAUCUUUACAAUUUUGACGUUUCUUGUCGAGGCAGGAGACAAGCAUUGGAACGCACCAAUCACGGACUAUCUCCCCAGGCUUGCUCAAUUGGCAAAGGAGGGCGAUUCAGACUUUGAUGCCAUCACAAAUGUGGACUGGAGUGAAGUCACGCUGGGAGGUCUGGCCAGCCAAAUGUCGGGCAUCAUUAGGGACUAUGCGAUCAUGGGAGAGCUGACGCAAGAGAACAACCAGACAUUGCUCAUGUCCCAAGGUUUCCCCCCGGCCCCGCUGGCUCUAGUACCGCCGUGUGGCGAGUUCUAUCUAUGUUCACGAGAUCAAUUAAUGGACGGCCUCAAACUCGUACCGCCGUCCUGGGCCCCGUACACGACACCAGGGUAUAGUAACCUGGGCUACCAGCUCUUGGCAUAUGCGCUUGAGAAUAUCACCGGAAGGUCCUUUGAAGACAUGCUUGACAAUGAUAUUAUCAAGCCUUUGGGCCUCAACCAUACCUUCUACACAAUGCCGCCCAGUGGCAUGCCAGGAAUUGUACCAAAGGGUAAUAAUUGGGGAUGGGCCUUUAGCCUGGGGGAGGCAAGUCCCACUGGAAACAUGUACGCCUCCGUCUCGGACCUGUCAUCCCUCGGCCGCGCCAUCUUUCGGUCUACACUGCUCUCACGAGCGACGACACGUAGGUGGCUGCAACCGGCAGCGCUCACAUCAGAGCUGGUGGCCAGCGUUGGGUAUCCGUGGGGCAUUCGUCGCAUCCAGCUCGGAACGGGCACGAACCGGGUGGUCGACUCGUACGGCAAGGCGGGCAGCAUCAAUGCAUAUCAGUCCCUCUUGGUCCUGCUGCCCGACUACGACGUUGGCAUCUCGGCGCUGCUGGCGGGCACCUGGCCAGGCAAUGCCAACUGGGAUAUGGCGGACUUGAUUGGCGGCAUCAUGCUCCCGGCCCUCGAGGAGACGGCACGACUGCAGGCAGAUGCCGCCUACGCGGGAACUUAUGAGCUCUCCUCGGAGACGGACCCCGCCUCGGGCUUGACAAACAGUAGCAUAGUGCUCAGCACGGACAGCUCACGGCCGGGCCUCGGGGUGGAGAGCUGGGUCAGCAAUGGUACGGACAUGAUUCCGAUUGCGGUGCGGUACACGCUCAACUACAACGUCACGGCCCCGGCGAUCCGGCUGUAUCCGACGGGGUUGGAGUCCAGGACCGACGGCAACUCUACCAAAAAGGUUGCUUGGAAGGCUGUGGUCGAAAAUCUGGACGCAACGGAUGAAACAGGAAAGAUGUUUAGCACGGAUUGCGGCUCCUGGGUGAGCCAGACCGCGGCCGUCUACGCAGACAUGCCGCUGGAUCAGUUUGUGUUCACCAUUGGCGAGGACGGAAAGGCGACGCAGAUCAAGAACUUGGCAUUGCGGGCCGAGUUGGACAGGACUGGUUGA
Messenger RNA from Pestalotiopsis fici W106-1, 1782 nucleotides. RefSeq lists its product as uncharacterized. Lineage: Eukaryota; Fungi; Ascomycota; Sordariomycetes; Amphisphaeriales; Sporocadaceae. The transcript has 3 exons. The record is from RefSeq and is a predicted model, not a curated record. The coding region runs from base 1 to 1782 and encodes 593 amino acids.